Fopius arisanus is the source of this 8208-nucleotide messenger RNA. RefSeq names its product zinc finger protein Xfin-like. Gene Ontology annotation, molecular function: RNA polymerase II transcription regulatory region sequence-specific DNA binding; zinc ion binding; DNA-binding transcription factor activity, RNA polymerase II-specific. Gene Ontology annotation, cellular component: nucleus. Lineage: Eukaryota; Metazoa; Arthropoda; Insecta; Hymenoptera; Braconidae. Gene Ontology annotation, biological process: regulation of transcription by RNA polymerase II. The transcript is spliced from 5 exons. The coding region runs from base 1177 to 7203 and encodes 2008 amino acids. The record is from RefSeq and is a predicted model, not a curated record.
GCGACACCUCUAAUAAGAAGCACUUUAUCACCGCCAUUUUGAAUAUGUCUGGGCCGCGAGGGGUUUACAGUGCGAUGGCGCGAGGGUGUCAAUUUUUGCGGCUAAAAGCGCCCCCUUCACCAAUUAUUUGUAACUACACCUUCUGCACGUGCAAUUUCACCAGACUAUAGCUUCAAUGACUUGAAUAAACUUUACACGAGCUAAAGUACACUUUUUCGCACAUGUAUGACAAAUAAAUUUUCAUUUUCAUUCUCCAUUGAUUUCUUCUCGUUCAACAAUUAUUCGAAUAUUUUAAAUUAUUGCAGAUAUUGGAUUGAUACGUUGUGGGUGCAGGUGGGACUGGUGGGGUUGGUGGGGCUGGUGGGGCUUGUGGGGCUGCCCCUGGGAAAGUUAGAGUAUAAAGCCACUAGGAGUAGAAGAAUAAGAAGAAGAUGUGGCAUUGUGGCGAAUAGUGAGCAGCUGUACGUUGUUCAUUGUAAAUAUGCCCAUGAGUAUAAACAAGAUGGCGGCGGCCGGUUGUCGGAGAGUGACGAAGAUCGGCAUGCAGUGUCCGAGAUUGCCCUGGGGACGCGGAUAAACGUUUGUCGUCCGAUGGUUUCCAACCUCCCGAGCGUCAACACACACCCACCACUAAUUUUCACCGUGUGUGUGCAACUUCGCCUGGUGCGAUAAAGGCCUCGGGUGUCGUGUCAGUGUCUGAAUAGCUGUGAAACACCUCAGCAACAUUAUCAUUAGCCGUACCUAGAGAAUAAACAAAUAUAAUCCACCAAAGUGUCGAUGAUUGAUAAAUGCAGUGGCCAAUUGACACCGGUUCGUUGGAAAAUGUGAUGAUCGUGUGGAUGCAGAGGGGCCCUCGAGAAGAGGCCGUCCCAGGGUUGGCAGAAGAUAGGAGAGAGAUAGAGGUAUUGAGGAUCGGAGAGGUGGUGGAGGCAGGAGUGCGGCGGGUGGAGUGAAUUACUCGGUGCCUCAACCACGAGGAAGACAAGCUGAGUUGGACGGGAGUGUUCGCCAGGCUCACGUCAUCGUCAAGACCUCAAUUCAUAUCACACCGAAUAAAUACAGCCCAGACUAAUUGAUUAACCGCGAGGGUGAGGGAGGGAAUGAAAAAACAAUUGAAACAAUCGGCCUGAAAACAAAUCCAAACAAAUAAGUGAAUAUUAUAUCGGUAAUACGAAGAUGGAGUCGAGGGAACGUUACGAGCAAUUGUGCAGGCUGUGUGCCUCCUACGAUGCUGUUAAAAUGGAUAUAUUCGGACAGGAGGGCAAGAAUCGUCAACUAGUCGACAAAAUUCAGACGUGUCUACCCUUCAAGAUCGCAGAGGAUGAUAGACUGCCAAAGUGCUUGUGCUACAGAUGUAUGUACAAUCUUGAGAAUUUCUACGACUUCAGGACGGCCUGUGUCAAUGCUGUUGCUGUUUUGGAGAGAUCUCUACCACCGAGUGAAUCCAAAAAUGGCGAUGAACGAGACGUCACGGAGCAGCACUCAGAGUUGCGUUCGGAGUUACUCAAAGAGAAGGAAAAAAUGCCAAUUUUGAUCCCAGAGGCGCCAAUAGUAAAUCCCAAUGCAGCCCUGGGCACACCGCCCCGAUUGAACUCAGACGGUGAAGCAGACCCCGAAAUUGAAGAAGUGAUGAACCAGAGUGGAACAGACGAAGGAAUGGACGACACAGAGGACAGGAAAUCCGAUGAAUACGAGAUGGAUAUGGAGACAAACCCCAGUGACUUCCUGGAGAUGCCCCCUAUGGUGACAGAUGAUGCAGAGGAUCCCCAGAAUCAGCAUGUACCACCAGUCCCCUUUCAACACACCUCUGAGCAGCACGAGGUGUAUGUUUGUUCGCUCUGCAACAAGGCAUUCAGCUCCAAAGGCCACCUGUCCCUCCAUGCGAGAAUUCACGUGGGUGCGGGCGACGUAAUUGGCGAGAAAGUCAUCACCGACGAUCACACGUCGUACAAACGUCCAUAUCAGUGCGAUUUGUGCAACAAAUCUUACUCAACAGCUAAGCACAGGUGGGGACAUGUGUCGACGACUCAUCGAGGACAUCCAGCAGUCACCUGCAGAUACUGCUCUCGAAUAUACUCGACGAGAACAAAUCUCGAGGAGCACAUUAAAUCGAGACACACUGGCCUCCCACCACCCCCGGAGAUGCCAGUGCCGUACGUCCAACAGGACACUAGGUAUCAAUGCAAAACUUGCCCCAAGAUGUACACAAAUGUCACGGAUCUUAAUAAACAUAGCAGGGUUUGUCUGGGCGAUCGUCAGUCAGAGUCCAGUCGUCUGCCCCAGCCCAAGGGGAGAUGUCUCAUGGACACAUCAGAUAUGUCCAGUUUGGAAUCCGACGAGGAGAGCAAGGAUUAUCGAAACGCCGAGGCCAAACUAUCGAAAAAUCCCCAGUUGACGAUCCUCAAACAGGCCCUCACCAGGACAGAUGACAAACGAGAAGAGCAGAUAUCUCCCUACAAAUCCUUGAAAUCAAAGAAUGAUACUAAUCAUGAGAAGAAAUGGUACUGCGAAUUUUGUCCUCUGAAUUUUACCUCUACUGAUGCACUCAAAGAUCACGAGACAGUUCAUGACUCUGAUAAGCCCUACAUAUGCAUUCUGUGCGAAAAAGAUUUUGUUCUGAAGUCUUCUCUCAGUCGUCACAUCGUUGCGUCCCAUGGAGUUGAUCCAGUGCCAAUAAUCGAGAGUGAUCGUUGUCUGAAGAAGAAUGUACUUGCUAAAUCAAGGGUUGGGGAGUUGAAACAUGAGACAUCGGCCUCGCCAUACUCACCAGAGCCCAGGAUAGAUAAUGAUGACGAUGAUCCCGAGAGUAGAGACGACAAUAUGAUUGAGAUUGAGACUGUAUUUGUGUGUGAAAUAUGCACGAGGGAUUUUAACGAUCGUGCAUCACUGUGGCUGCAUAUUCGAGCUACUCACAAGGAAUUUGCAGCGUUUGCCUGUGGUGUUUGUUUAAAAAUAUGCUCGGAUAAUGAGCAGUUGUUGAGCCACGUCAACAUGUAUCACGGUGGAUCGAAGCUGCUGGUAUCAGAGCAGAGGAGAUACAGUUGUACGAUAUGUGGACGUCAGCAUGACUCGAGAAAAAAACUUAUGACCCACGUUUCCAUCCACAACAUCGAUUCCACGUACGACCCAGCGAGUUUUGUCCAGCUCAACAGUAACUACUACAACGACAGUUUGAAUAACGAGCAGGAAGGUGAUUUUGAUGCUGAAGACGGUGAGAAGGUCAACUGCUACGUCUGCAAAAAAUCAUUUCCCAAUGAGGAUCACUUGAUUCGACACCAGAGAAAUGCCCACAAGAGCGAUCAGACUGAACCCUCGGCGAACGGUGGAAUAAAUCCCAAUGGGAAUAAAGCCCAGUAUCAUCUCUUCUUCGUCUGCGAGCUCUGUGGCAGCUCUCAUCCCUCCAAAUGGGAACGAUGGCUUCAUGUUAAUAGUGUUCACAGUGAUGAGACUACCAUAAGGUGUGAGAGAUCAGACUGCGGUAAAAUAUUUGCCACUAAAUCACUGAGGAAUGAGCACCAGCAGCACCACAUGAUGCAGGGCUCAUCUCCUAAUACCUGUGAAAUAUGUGGUAAACUUUGGGGUAGCAGAGUCGAUUACUGGAAGCACGUGAUGGGAGUACAUGCCGACACUGUUCCCCUCAUCUGUGGAGUAUGUCUCAAGGUCUUUCCAGAUGUUGGUCAACUGAGUUGCCACGUUAAAUCCAAUCACUGGCCACUCACCAAUGGCGACUUCAGCUGUGAUAUCUGUGGACGUCCCUAUUCCAAUAAAUCCAAAAUGUCGAGACACCGGAAGAUACACGGACUAGACAACGAGGGGAUCAAUAAUGGAAUCAACGAUUCUAUGAACGACACUAUUAACUCUGAGCACAGCCCCCUCGAGGUCGACCUCAGCUGCGAAAUGUGUGCUGAGCUGAGUUUUGCAUCUUGGGAGGAUUUGUGCAAUCAUCGUAGGCUCAUUCAUGCACUCUUCCCCUGUGAUUUAUGCAAUAAGUGUUAUGGAAGGACAUCUCAUCUGUGGAAACAUGUCAACAGAGUUCACAAGGGACACAAGGACGUGACCUGUCCGUACUGCAUGAAAACAAGUGCUUCCAAGGAUCACUUAGCAGCGCAUAUCGCUAAAAUUCAUCGUUACGAACCUGAGACUAAGGAGAGCAAGGAUUCAGGGAAUUAUGCGUCACAGAGCGCUGAGGAGGAUGUAAUUCAUCACUGCGAGAAGUGCAACAAGGGCUUCCACAAGAGGUAUCUCCUCAGACGUCAUAUGAAGGGCUGUCAAAAUUAUCGAAAGGAUCCUGGCGCACUUUUGACACGGUGCAGGGCUUGCGAGAGAAUAUUCAAGGAUCGUGCAAGCCUCCAGAAACAUAUCGAGAAUCAUCACAGUAGUUAUACGUGUCACUUGUGUGAUGAAACAAUCACAUCAAAACUGGGGAUCAUGACGCACAAUAGAAUUAAUCACAUGGAUCAUCCCGAUCUAACUUGUAGCAAUUGUAAAAAGCUUUUUAGAACGCGAGAGGACCUAGAGUCACACAAGAAGGACCACAAAUAUCAUAAUUCACCAAAUGUCUGUGAUUUUUGUGGAGAUACUGUUGAGAAUAAAUUAAAACUCAAGAUGCACAUUCUAUCUCUACACAGAAAUGAAAUUGGAGUUUCUUGUGGGGUGUGUCUCAUUCCCAUGAAGGAUCCCAAGGAUCUCAAGAAACACGUGGAAGAUGUUCAUGGUAGCAUUCUCCGGAAGCCCAAUACCUGCCAGGUGUGUGGUAAGCAGUAUGCAUCCAAGUGGAAGGCGUUCGAUCACACGAAAAAGUGUCAUGGCAAGGUCUUCAGGACGUGCAAACAGUGUUUGGCAGUGUUCACCACCGAUUCUGAUAUCAAGUAUCACUACGAGCAUGUGCAUAAUGUACCCAAGGAUCAGUUGUCAGGUUUUGAGAAUCACGUGGAGCCAGUUAACAAGUCAAAAGAAUCAGUGGCUGUUAAGGAGGAGCCUGAGGACGUUGAUGAUGAGGAUAACUACGACGAGGGGCCCCGUGUGACUGAGAAACGCAAACGAACUGAUACCUUUGACUGUGAGAUCUGUCCAGAGAUAUUUCUCAACGAUGAAACCCUAGCUGAGCACUAUAGAAUUGUCCACAACAGUGAUCCGGAGAGAAUGCUCAAGAAGAUGAAGUUCAGCGCCAAGAAGAAGAUGAGAGCUCGGGAGAAUUUCGAGUGUAAUAAUUGCACCAAACAGUUCAGUACAAAAACGUUAUACUGGAAUCACAUUGAUACGUGCACUAGGAGAAGUUCCAAGGAUGAUUCGAGACCUGGUUCCACGUCGAUCUUGGAGACUCAUUUGAAGAAUAACAAUCAGAUUAAGAAAGAGCCACAGGAUGCGGAGAUGAACGAGUCAGAUCUCAAUAUACCAGACUUCAAUCUCUUCGAGGAUAUUAAUCUUCAGUUGUCUGCCCAGAAACCCAUUCCAAACUUGAUGCCACUGUCUCAGAUGAAAAUGGCUCAGAACCUCAAGUGUUACAGGAAGGACUCGAGGAAGGUGUACGACGAGUCCACGAAUACUGUUUGCGCGUGUGAAGUGUGUGGAAAGCAGUGGCCAGCGAAGAAACACUUGUGGCAGCAUUUAAUUCGAUUUCAUCGAGCCGAGGCUGCUGUCACCUGCGGCGUAUGCUUAAAACUCUGUACCACUUAUAAAGAUCUCUCUCAACAUCUCAAGGAUGCACACGAGGCCAUACUAUCAUGCGAGGGGAAUAAUUUCACGUGUAAGACGUGUGGGCGGUAUCACAAUGCCAGGAGUAAACUUUUACUCCACAUGAGCAUUCAUAUCAAUAAUAAUGAGCACGUCUGGUGCUCCAAGUGCGCAACGAGUUUUGAAACUCAGGAUAAACUCGAUCAACACGUUGAUCAGUGUCUUGUCAAGAGGAGGGAGGCUGAGUCCGAGGAUCACAGCAACGAUAAUGACGAGGACAUGAUGAAGCAUGAGAAUGAAGAGGAUAAGGGUAGCUUGAUUGGUGAUGGGGCGUCACUCAUGGAGGAGGUUGAGGAGGACGUUGAUUUUGAUUCUGAACAGGAUGCCAGUGAGAAUGGAGAGAACUCGGAGCACUCUGAGGACUCGGAGGGCAGUGAUUCGGGUAAUGAGGAGGAGAAUGAGAUCGAGUCGAGGGCCAAUAGCAGAGUUACUGGUGAUGUUAGUCAGAGUGAUGAGGAGGAUGGUGAUUCAGAUGUACCUGGUGGAGUUUCUGAAAUGGCUGAUGAGGGGGAGAUAUCCGUUAAAGAUGAAGAAUCCAGGACUGAAGCACCGAGUGUACCUGAAAGGGAUGAACAGGGGGAGGAAAAGCCUCCGGAGUCUUUGAAAUCACGGGGUAAAAAGCUGGGAAAAUCUGCAGAGGAUUCUGAUGACGAAGGGCCACCGAUACUCAGCCCCAUGGUGCCACUGCCCUCUGAGAAUGAAGAGGACCCUUCUGGUGAUCGUGAGGGGGAGAGCUCGGAGAGGAUGAGCAAUGAGGGAUCGGUGAGAAAGGGCGACGGAGAGGAGGGUGAGGAGGGAGAGGAGGGAGAUAUUCCUGAGUUGGAUGGAAUUGAGGAGGAAGGGGAGAAGGAGCCGUUGUCUCCUCACUCAAAUGAUUAUGACGAUUACUCAUCGACAGCGAAAUCUGCUAGCGCAGUGGCAUCUGCUGAGGAGGAUUCCAAUGAUGAGAUGGAUGAUGAUGAUAGUAGGCUGCAAAUCGAUCACGAGGAUUCACAGUCCAAGGGUUCUGAGGAGGUGGCCGAUGAAGAGGCUGACGGGGUUGAGGAGGGAGGCGAGGUGCAGAUUGAGGGACUCGAUGGGACUGUCCUCGUGGUUGCCAAUGAUGCUCAGGGCAAUCAAAUAUUGAUUCGACGAAGUAUCGAGGAGAUGGCCGAGGAGGAUGAGGAGGAUGAAUCCAUAGGAGAUGUCGCUGGGUUUAUCUAUCAGGAGGAGAAUGAAAAUGAAAAUGAGGAUGAGGUUGUUGGUGAGGAUGAAAAUACACAUGAGCAGGCGAAUGGCGAGGAAGUUGUGGAUGGGGAUGGGGAUGACGGGGAAGAGGAAGCAGAAGAGGAAGGGGAAGGCGAAGGCGAAGGCGAAGGCUACAGCAACGAACUUGAUAAUGAAGUUGAGGACGUGGAAGAUAUGGAGGUGGAGGAGAGUGAUGACACUGAUGAUAAUUCGAGUGCCAAAAACAAUGUGUCAAGGACGUAGUUCGAGUGAUUAUUUGACUAUUUGAUUUGUUCCCGUGUGAGGGACGAUGACACGUGAUUUCCAGGCUCUUUUCAAAGACUUUUUUUUAUGGUUGUUGUAAUCGAGUAGGCUAAGAAUGUACAGUAGGGAUUUUUAAGGUUUAAGGAGAGUAAAGGGGAAUGGAGGGAAGAGAGAACGAGAACGUAAAAUCGUAUGUUCGAAUCUCUCAGAGUCAGUUGAGUUUUGCUGUUUCACGCUCGGACUUUCGAGGGGAAAUUCAAUGGGUCAUUAAUGCUCUCCGAGCGCAGUGUUAUUGGGUGAAAUAAUUAUGUUUUUUUUUAUGUAAAAUUAUCAGUUGUUUUAGGUUUUUGGAACAGCACACGUGUUGUUAUGGCGAGGUUUAGUUUUCCUUUCCUUUUUAUUUAUUGCACCUCAUUCAUUCCAAAGUAACGAUUAGCCUUGGGGUAUUGAUAUAAUAUUUUUAAGGUGUCGACGAAAUAUAGGGAGCUUAGUCGAUCAACAAUUUUCUGUUUACUUCAUUUUUCCCCAUUAACAUCUCAAAAUGCUCUUCCUGGGGUCGUUGACAUUCGCAUACGAAAUCCUUUGUAAAUAAUGUAGCAUAAUGAAAAUUAAAGGUCGUUAGAGUUAAGACUAAUUCGACGAAAAACGAUGAAAAUAAUUUCCAUUUUACAUGAUACGUGAAUUGACGAAUGAUCGAUACAUUUAGGAGCAUUAUCAUUGAUAGAAAUUGAUUAAUGAAUAACGAAUCACGUUAUAUUUCUACCAAUACAGACUAUUCAUUAGAGGUCUAAGGUGUAGCGGUAAGAGUGAAACUUUUGAAAAUUCAAGUGGAAAAAAUAUAAAAUUGUAUAUUGUGAUAAGCGAUUCGCUGCGCCAUGUAUAAAUAAAUUAUAUAUUUACUAAACACAAGUUUGAAAAUAAAUUCAGGGUGAUGAUUAAUGUAUAUACAGAACAGAACACGUGGAAAAUUACUUUCAGAAAUAAACAAGUGGUAUUUGAAAUUGA